GAGUCAGAAUGAUUGCCAUUCUUCUGCUUAUCAGUGCCGUGUCACUGCUCUACGUCUACCUCAAGUGGACAUUCAGUUAUUGGGAUCGCAAGGGAUUCCCCUCCGCAGGGGUCACCAUUCCCUUUGGCGUCUUGGAUGCUGUCCGGAGAGGAAAGAGGUCCUUUGGAAUGGCCAUCUACGAUCUGUACAACUCUACAAAGGGUCCUGUGGUGGGAAUGUACCUCACCCUGCGACCGGCCUUGUUGAUUCGAGAUUCUCAGCUGGCGCAUGAUGUCCUGGUGAAGGACUUUGCCAGCUUCCACGAUCGGGGAGUCUAUGUGGACGAGAAGAACGAUCCCAUGUCGGCCAGCUUGUUCGCUCUGGAGGGAGCCAGUUGGAAGACCCUGCGGACUAAGCUCUCCCCCUCGUUCACCUCCGGCAAGCUGAAGGCCAUGUUUCAGACAUCUAAUGAUGUGGGCGAUAAGUUGGUGGCCCACUUGGAUGCUCUCUUGCCCAAAACCGGUAGUCAGAAAGUGGAGAUGAAGAGCUUAAUGUCCACUUAUGCCGUCGAUAUCAUUGCUUCGACUAUUUUCGGUCUGGAUGUGGACAGUUUCACGGAUCCCAACAAUGAAUUUCUGCAAAUCAGCAAGAAGGUGAAUCGCAACAAAGUCACGGACAUCAUACGUGGCACAGCUCUGUUUCUCUAUCCAGGAUUGGAGAGUUUGUUCGUCCGGAUCGGCUGGAAACAGGAGGCCACCGAGAGAAUGCGCGAAUUGACCCACCGGACUGUGGAUUUGCGGGAAAAGAACAACAUUGUUCGGAGGGAUAUGCUUCAGCUUCUCCUGCAACUCCGCAACCAGGGAAAGAUCAGUACCGACGAUACAGUUUGGACAGCCGAGAGCUCCAAACACGGCACACAGUCCGUAUCGAAGGACUUCAUAGCCGCCCAGCUGUUCCUUUUCUAUGUGGCCGGUUUCGAAACCACAGCGGCCACUACAUCCUUCACACUCUACGAACUCGCCCAGAAUCCCGAGAUGCUGGCCAAGGCGCAGGAGGAUGUCCGGAAUGCCAUAGAGAAGCAUGACGGCAAGCUGACCUACGACGCUAUACAAGAAAUGAAGUAUCUAGAGGCUUGUGUGAUUGAGACCACUCGCAAGUACCCCGGCCUGCCGCUACUGAACCGAAUCUGCACUGAGGAUUAUCCAGUUCCCGAUUCCAAGUUGGUCAUUAAGAAGGGCACUCCCAUAGUUAUCUCCCUUAUCGGAAUGCAACGCGAUCCAGAAUACUUCCCCGACCCACUUAGCUACCAGCCCGAACGAUAUUUGGAUGGAAAUCAGGACUAUAAUCGGGCUGCCUUCAUGCCCUUUGGUGAUGGACCGCGAGUGUGCAUCGGAGCCCGCAUGGGUAAGGUGAACGUCAAGCUGGCCCUAGCCAAGAUUCUUACCAACUUUAACCUGGAAGUCAGUAAGGAAAAGCGAGAAAUUGAGAUUGGUGUUCAUGGAAUUCCCCUGAUGGCCAAAGAGGGUAUACCCGUAGUUCUUUCUCGAAAAUAA
Drosophila bipectinata is the source of this 1532-nucleotide messenger RNA. Its product is annotated as probable cytochrome P450 6d5. Lineage: Eukaryota; Metazoa; Arthropoda; Insecta; Diptera; Drosophilidae. The record is from RefSeq and is a predicted model, not a curated record. Gene Ontology annotation, molecular function: heme binding; oxidoreductase activity, acting on paired donors, with incorporation or reduction of molecular oxygen; iron ion binding.